UUUGCUGCGCCAGCGUGCAAUUGUUCGCUCGUCGUUGGCUCCGUUGUUGGCUCCCGGCUCUGACAACGUUUCUUUGUGUGGUAUAAACACCAAAACAACCAGCUCUGACUUCAAUCGACUUUAAAGAAAAUAAAAGUUGUGCAUACGGUAAACGGUUUUUUCUGCGGUAUCGGUUAACAGUUCACUCGGCGCGUUCGCAAAGAGCUUAACGAGUGGUGAAGGAGAUUGCCAACUGUUCAACUCAACUCAACAUAACUCAGUCGAUUCGUUUGUGGCCAAAAUAGGCUCGUUAUCGUCUUGGUUCUCAAUUCAAUGUUGUGCUUUUUAUCGCCUGCGUUAUGCUAAUUACCGAAAGGAUUCAAAUCGUUGCGUACAUUAUCGGUUACAAUCUCUUUGGCAAGACGACAUCUAACGUUCUUUGAUUUCCAAUCCAAUCAAAUCAAAUCGUAAUACAAAAUCCAAAUUAUCCUCAGCGCAAAAAGUGUUAUAAUCAACAACAACAACAAAUAAAAAAAUCAUUCACACGAAACGCACACAACAAAAAAUAGAAAUAUUUAUUUUAUCAAUUUGUAAACGUGCCAAAUAUAAUUUAAUAACCCUAAUCUAUUUAUUCUGAUUAACAACGAGCUAAUAAGUUUUAACUAUAAAUUAUUAAGUCGUAAUUUUAAAUACAAACAACACACUCAAAAGCCAACGCGUCGUCGCGUAUAUAUCUAACUAGAAAUAAUAAUCAACACACACAAAAAGAGAGAUAGAGAGAGAGACACACAAGGAGAGACGCCUAGAGUUUGCUUCAAAAUGAACAAGCAACGACUUCUACUUAGUUUAAUAUUAUGGUGCCUUUGCGCUCCCAAUUUCUCGCUACGCAUACCUGAGGACCUCGAGAACAGCGCCAUCAAUGCGCUGCGCUCGGAACGCGCUCGCUCUGUGACGCCCUGCGGCCAGGGUGAGGCCAGCGCUGUGGAUGACUACGAUGUGUGCCCGCCGAGCAAAUACCGUCAGCCGACUGCCGAGUGCAACAAUGUGUCGCAUCGCAAGUGGGGUGCCCGCGGUGAUGUCUUCCAGCGUCUGCUGCAGGCCGACUAUGCCGAUGGCGUUAGUCAGCCACGCACCUCGAGCGGCACCCACGCUCUGCCCGAUGCGGAGCUGGUGAUUGAGCAGCUGCAGCGUCAUCUGGAGAGCGAAUUGCGUCACGAUCACAUCACUGCCAUGUUGCCCGCCUGGGGACAGUUGUUGGCCAACGAUCUGUACGAGGUUGGACAGCUCCCCAUCAGCGGCAAGUGCUGCCAGCGUGAGGCGAAUGUCAAGGAUCCCAGCGAGUUGCAGCAAUGCUUUGUGCGUGCUGGCCCCGAUUGCAAGGAGUACAAGCGCUCCGCUCCAGGCUACGACAACGAUGUUUGCCAGAAACAUGUGCGCGAACAGAUGAACGUGGGCUCUGCCUACAUUGAUGGCUCCGGUUUGUAUGGCGGCACACGCCAUGAGUUCGAUCAGCUUCGUACAUAUUUGAGUGGCGGUGUGAAGGUUGAGUCCUGCCGUUAUUGUCAGGUGGCUGGUGCCACGGGUGCACUGCAUCGUGCCCUGCUGCAGCAGCACAACAAUAUUGGUGAGCAGUUGGCACACAUUAACCCCGAGUGGUCCGAGGAGGAUGUCUUUUUGGAGGCUAGACGCAUCAUUACUGCCACUAUUCAGCACAUCACCUACAACGAAUUCUUGCCAUUGGUGCUGGGUCAGGAGACGACAGCCAAGGAGGGCCUAAGACUAACCGCCGAGAAGCAUUCGACCAACUAUUCCAGCUCCAUUCGCGCUGGCAUCUACAACGAGUUCGCUACCAGCGCCAUGCCCGCCUUCUGGACAAUGUAUCCACCGGAGAUGCUCGCCCAAAAGAGCUCUGCUCACGAACUGCUCUCAAUUGCCGCACUGCAGAAGUCUCUGGUGCCUAGCCAGAAGAAUGCCGAGGGCUGGUCCGAGCUGGCGUUGGCCGUUCAUCGAGGCCGUGAUCAUGGUAUUGCCUCCUAUGUGCAUGCCUUGGACAUUUGCGAGCGUCGGUUUGGCCAAAGUGGCGCAACUAAUGUGACCUUUGAUAAUCUCGCCCAACUGACAAAAAUUCCCGAAGAGCAUGUGACCAAUUUGCGUGACAUCUACCAGAACGCUGAGGACAUUGAUUUACUGGUCGGCGCUUUAAUGGAGGAUCCUGUUGUGGGUGCUGUGUUUGGCCCCACCAUCAGCUGCCUGUUGACCCAGCAGUUUGAGCUGCUCAAGCAAACUGACCGCUUCUGGUAUGAGAACGAGAUUCCACCCUCCUCCUUCAGUCUCGACCAACUGAAGAGCAUUCGCCAGACGACGCUUUCCGGACUGCUCUGCGGCUCCAACCAAGUGGAGACUGCUCAGUCCAAGGCCUUUAUACGCGAGGACAACUAUCUGAACUCCGUUUUGGACUGCGCUCAGCUGCCUAAGUUUGAUCUGCGCCCCUGGCAAAUCAAUAGCGAGGAGGAGAUUCACUUGGAACACGUCGAAGUCGAGCCCGAUACCAAGGAGGCUAUCAAGGAACUGAGCCCCGAGUUGAUUGAAGCUGCCGUUGAGCGUGCAAAGCAGGAACUCGAGGAGCGCAAACGUUUUGAAUACGAGGUGUGGCGUGCACAGGGUGGUAUUAGCGCACGCUCUCCUGAUGGCACCGCCGCCUCCUUCAGCAAGGCCAACGUUGCCGCCUUGAGUCUGGCUAAUUCCUCGUUGAUCUUCGAGCUGGCUUCCAAUGAGAUUGUCAAGUCUCUGAACAGCAUCACACGUCGCAAGCGUCAGAUCUUUAAUCCCAAUCAGAACGCCUUCAAUCGCAACGAAUUGACAGAUACGCUGCAAACCGUGGACAUUAGCUCUUUGAUUGGUGGCACUCAGCAACCAUUGGAAACAUGCCCAGAACCCUCUCAGCAGUGUGAUACCAAUACGCCUUUCCGUACACUUUCCGGCCGUUGCAACAAUCUGCGCAAUCCCAAUUGGGGCAAAUCUCUGACCACUUUCUCUCGCCUGCUGCCAGCACAGUACGAAGAUGGCAUCUCUGCUCCUCGUGUGACUGGUGUCACUGGAACUCCACUGCCAAAUCCACGUACCAUCUCCACAACCAUUCAUCCGGAUAUUUCUAAUUUGCACACACGCUACUCUCUCAUGGUCAUGCAGUUCGCCCAGUUUGUGGAUCACGAUCUGACACUAACGCCCAUUCACAAAGGUUUCCACGAGUCCAUCCCCAGCUGUCGUCGUUGCAACUCUCGCCAGACUGUGCACCCUGAAUGCAAUCCCUUCCCCGUGCCCACAGGCGAUUUCUUUUACCCCGAAGUGAAUGUUACCAGUGGUGAACGGCUGUGCUUCCCAUCGAUGAGAUCGCUGCCUGGUCAACAGACAUUGGGUCCCCGUGAUCAGGUGAAUCAGAACACUCAUUUCCUGGAUGCCUCUAUGAUCUACGGUGAGGACGUUUGCCUGGGUAAUAAGCUGCGUGGUUUCUCUGGCCGCUUGAACAGCACUGUGCAUCCCAUUCGCGGCAAGGAACUGCUGCCUCAGACUGCCACUCAUCCCGAGUGCAAAUCCCGCAACGGACUCUGCUUCUAUGCUGGCGAUGAUCGUGCUUCUGAGCAGCCAGGUCUUACUGCCAUCCACACCAACUUCUUGCGUGAACACAAUCGUCUGGUCGAGGGUCUGCGUGGCGUUAAUCCCCACUGGAAUGGCGAGCAAUUGUACCAUCAUGCACGUCGUAUUGUCAGCGCCCAGGUGCAACACACUGUCUUCAAUGAGUUCCUGCCCCGUAUUCUCAGCUGGAAUGCCGUCAAUCUGUAUGGCUUGAAGCUAUUGCCUCAGGGCUACUACAAGGACUACAAUCCAUCCUGCAGUCCCAUUGUGUUCAAUGAGUUUGCUGCUGCCGCUUUCCGUAUUGGUCACUCGCUUCUCCGUCCACACAUUCCUCGCCUCAGCGUUCAACACCAGCCUGUGGAUCCUCCACUGCUGCUCCGUGAUGGCUUCUUCCGCAUGGAUGCUCUGUUGCAGCCCGGCAUUGUCGAUGAAAUUCUGCGUGGUCUAGUUGCCACUCCCAUGGAGACUUUGGAUCAGUUCAUUACUGGAGAAGUGACAAACCAUUUGUUUGAGGAUCGCAAGAUUCCCUUCUCUGGCAUCGAUUUGAUUGCUCUCAACAUUCAGCGUGCUCGUGAUCAUGGCAUUCCUUCAUACAACAACUAUCGUGCUCUCUGCAACCUAAAGCGUGCAACCACAUGGAGCGAUCUGAGCCGCGAAAUUCCCACAGAAGUCAUCAACCGUUUCCAGAAGGUUUACGCUAGCGUGGAUGACAUUGAUCUAUUCCCUGGUGCCAUGACAGAACGUCCACUGCAAGGUGGUCUUGUUGGUCCCACUCUCGCUUGCAUCAUUGGAAUUCAGUUCCGUCAGCUGCGUAAGUGCGAUCGCUUCUGGUAUGAGAACCAGAAUCCCGAAGUCAAGUUUACCGAGGCUCAGCUGGCUGAGAUUCGCAAGGUCACACUGGCGAAGAUUGUGUGCGAGAAUCUAGAACAACCCGGCGACAUGCAGCGUGCCGCCUUCGACUUGCCCAGCAACUUCCUGAAUCCACGUGUGCCCUGCCAGUCCAUGCCUCAGAUCGACUUGAAUGCCUGGCGCGAGAAUGUUCAGGGAUGCCAGAUCGGUAGCCGCAAUGUGCGCGUUGGCGAAUCUGCUUUCCCCUCACCAUGCACCAGCUGUGUCUGCUCCGCCGAAGGCGCCCAAUGUGCUUCGCUGCGUAUCACCGACUGCGGUCAACUGAUCCGCCAGUGGCCCAAGGAGGCUAUUCUCCGUGAUGAGGUUUGCAACUCACAGUGCGGCAUCUAUUUGACUGGCCAGCAGGCUACAGGAUUCAGUCCCCAGCAACGACAGGGUCAUGCCCAGUCACGUGUCACCCGGUCCCGCAAUCAGAACCUGUUCAAGUUCCCCGACUUGACACCGUUCAUUGCAUCCUUGUAAACCGCAAAAGAGAUGAAAGAGAAAGCAGGCUUUCGUAUCGUAAACACAAUGUUGUAAAUAACUUGUACGUUCUUUACAUUAGUUUUCUACUUAUUUUGUUCGCUUACCUGAAGACUAAUUCAAUGCAUCUAAAACUGUUCGAAACAAACACAACCCCGAAUCAAAUUGUCCUCGUUCUUGUUUGGACUUUACUCAAAAUUAUGAUGUAAUGCGAUCGUUAGUUAAGCGACAACUUAUUACUUAAUUAGCAUUUUUAUCGAUAUUUGUAUUGUAUGUAAUGUAUUUUUUUACUUAAACCAUAUAAAUGUACAAUAAAUACAUGUCAAUUAUAUGUACCUAAUAAAUAAA
Messenger RNA from Drosophila albomicans, 5331 nucleotides. RefSeq names its product peroxidasin homolog pxn-2. NCBI's taxonomy places the organism in Eukaryota, Metazoa, Arthropoda, Insecta, Diptera, Drosophilidae. The record is from RefSeq and is a predicted model, not a curated record. Gene Ontology annotation, molecular function: heme binding; peroxidase activity. The coding region runs from base 799 to 4983 and encodes 1394 amino acids. Gene Ontology annotation, biological process: response to oxidative stress. The transcript is spliced from 9 exons.